UUGCGUCAUUUCUGCUGGCUGCUGAGGUCUUUUCUUUCACAGCGAGGUGUCCUCUCGAUUGGAGCUGACGACGGCACGUAUUUAGCCGUCGGUCUGACCUGGUGAACUCUGACCCCACUCCAGGCUCCAGCCCUGAUUGACCCGCCCCUCCUCCUGGGCGGGGAGGUCGCGAUCCUUUUUGGAGAGCGAUGAAGGGGCGCCAGAAAGGGAAACGCAAAGGGGGCAACAAAGACCGUGUUUUUGGGUGUGACCUUCGAGAACAUCUGAACGCAACGGGACAGGAGAUCCCCCUGGUUUUGCGUGCCUGCAGUAGUUUUGUGGAGGAGCACGGUGUUGUCGAUGGGAUUUAUAGACUGUCUGGAGUCUCAUCUAAUACACAGAAACUCAGGAAUGAGUUUGACUCGGAGACGUCUCCAGAUUUAAACCGGGACGUGUACCUCCAGGAUAUUCACUGCGUCUCCUCGCUGUGUAAAGCCUAUUUCAGAGAGCUCCCCAACCCACUCCUCACCUACCAGCUCUAUGAUAAAUUCGCAGACGCCGUGGCGAUACAGCUGGAAGAAGAGCGAUUGGUCAAAAUCAAGGAUGUGCUCAAAGAACUCCCGGAUCCUCAUUACAGGACUCUGGAGUUUUUAAUGCGACACCUGAUUCGAAUGGCCUCGUUUUCACGUGAGACCAACAUGCACGCUCGCAACCUGGCAAUUGUCUGGGCACCUAACCUGCUCAGGUCGAAGGAUAUUGAAUCCGGGUUCAACGGCACAGCGGCGUUCAUGGAGGUCAGGAUUCAGUCCAUCGUGGUGGAAUUCAUACUGAUGCACGUGGAGCAGCUCUUCAGCGACGCCUCUGGGGAUUACCAGGACCAUCGACCCAAGUCCCUCCCCUCACCGACUUUCCUGCCCAAUCAGGAAGAGCCGUACUUCCGAGCGCUUCCCUUCAACAUGCCGAGCGCGCUCAGCCCUGGAGACGGUCCUCCACAGAUGAGACCGUACCACGCCAUCAUUGAAGUGACAGACACCAAGAGGAAAGGGUCUCUGAAGGUGAAGAAAUGGAAGUCGAUUUUUAACCUGGGGAGAUCGAACAACAACGACAAGAGAAAAGGCAAGGGCGAGGGCAAAGAUAAAUCGAAGGCUCAUAUGAGACCAGCCAAGAGCAUGGACUCUCUCAGUUCCUUGCCGUGUACACUAGAAGAUUCAGUUAUCCAGCGGAGCUCUGCUCGAACGCCAAUUCGCCACGAAAGCUUCGGACCCUCCGAACAUCAGCCCAGCUCUCUACCCCCCUCCCCCCUGACCACGCCCUCGCUGGGCGCAGAGUCAGGGGCUAAAGGCUCCCAAGGCUACGCCGUGACUUAUCGCAGAGGGGGCGGGGCCAGCGUCAGCGUGAUGGGCGGGGCCGUGGGCGGGGCAGAGGCGGGACUUGGCAGCUCUAGCUUGGACAACUUGUCUUCGAAUUCUCCGAAGAGUCGGGGUAACCGCGCAGAGAGGUGCGCAGGUGUUCAUAUUUCCGGACCCUUUUCGGUGACCGUGCCGCUGCACAUCACUUCCGGGCUGGCUUUAGGGGUUUUACAGGGAGCUAACGGCGACAAAGGGGCUGGAAAAGCAGAGGAAGAGAAGAGGACGACAGCGGAGGACUCCUCAGAUCCCGGAGCGAAAGUCCAACAGGGAGAUGAAGAGAAGAACGAAAAUGACGUCCCCUUGUCGCAGGAAGAGGAGGGGCUGCAGGAAGCUGAAAGACAGGAAGUAAGGGAGACGGACAUCGAGGUUGAAAUGGAGGCUGCGGGAAGUGGUCAUAGUGGGCGGGGCUCCAGUAUCAGUUCAGAGGAAGAGGAGGAGCAUCUGGAGGAAGAGGAAUACAUGGACAUGCGAGGGAGCAUCGAGAGACCUUCAGAGCUGCCCCUAGACUUUUUGGACACUUUCGGCUUCCUGGACGAUGAUAUGAUGGACACGGGAGAGGGGGCGACACAGUUUGAAGAAUUCUCGGUGGAGCCCCCUUGCUACGAAGACGAGGACUGCUGCAGUUUCAGCAGUGAGAUGUACGAACCUCCCCCCAGCCUGCCCUCCCAGCUAGACCAGUUAAACCAGUUCAAAACAGAAGGCGACAGCGACGAAGACGUGCAGUUCUACAGCCUAUCGGACCACCUGGACCGUCCCGACCACAGAAUCUGGGAGACGGACACGCCCGCGGCUGCCCGAAUCGACCACGAAACCGACCAACUCGAAGACACCGGCGACCCUGCCGAGGAAAACGACCAGACAGCUCCUUCUGACACGCUGGACCUCCAAGCCAGCAGGGGGCAGUCAGACGAAGGGGUGAAACCUGCUUCUGGACCGGGAGACGAGGGUAGGUGGCAGUGUGCUGGAGACGCGGUCGCGGGUACGCCAACUCAAGACAGCGAGACCAGCUAUACCUGCGGUGAAAUGCGGGCAAUUGAUCUUAACUCGAGGGAUCCGCCUGAGGAACCCGGCGACACUUUGCUUCUACUUUGCUCUACGGGAACGUCGGACAUGCAGAGCUUCGUUGAAAGCAGCCGGGGCUGUCCCACAGAAGCCCAGAUUGAAAGCGUGGCUGGUUUAGAGUCGGGGAGCUCGCUCUGUUCCACGGACGUCCCGCAGCUUGCUCAUGAUCUGGAAGCGGAGCUCCAAGGCGAUUCCACCGCUGUUUUGGAAGCGUCUGAGAUGCCUGCAGAAGGAAAUACAGACGGGAAGCAGCUCCGAGUGGAACCGGAAGGUAUAGCGCAGCCGGAGGGAUCCGGGGUUGACGAAGGACCGAUAGGAGAUCCGGAAAAGCUUUUAGGGAAUCAGGAGGCACUCUCGGAAAUUCUUCAAGAUGAUGAAAUGGGUGGAGUUUGUAAGGAGGACGAGAAGCAAGCAGUGGCUUCUUAUGAAGAUUCGAAAGAUGGAUUGGCAAAGGUUAGGGUCUUCGUCCAGUCUGUGGUAGACCAUUCUCUGGCCUCUAUAGAAACCCACGGGAAAAAUGCAUGCAGUGAGAUGGGAAACGUUUUGGUGGGAAAGGCGGAAAUUGUCGGGAAUGAAUUGAGCCCCGCAGAGGCGGAUCCAGUUAAACAGAUGGAUGUGGAAGUAGAUUCUGUUGAGGAGGUUAUAAUGGAGGAGGGGGGAGGUAGCGAGGCAGGGGGUGUAGAUGGGACUGGUGAUCAUGAAACGGGUGGAAUGGUGCAGGAGGUUGGGGUUGGGGGUUCGAGUGACGGGAACGAAGAUGCUGAAGAAAUUGAAGAGGGUUUCACGAGGGAGAUGGAAGAGGCAGCUGGAAAACCAGAGGGCUUGGGUGAGGUAACGGAGGUAGAAUUGAAAGAGAGUGGGGAUGCGGGCAGAGAAAUGGGGGUGGCAAGUGCGAAGGUGGGCGACGAUCAGACGGGAAGCGAGAAAGAAGGGGUGGAGGGAGAUGGAUCGAAACACAGCAGGGAGAGGGAAGAUUCGGAGACCCAAAGGGAGGCAAGAUUAGAAGGAAUGGAAGGUGCUCGGAUGCAGGUCGUAGCAUCUGUGCCGACUAAGCCACAGCCAAAACUUUACCAGGUAAAAUCAGUACCUGUUGUCGCACCAAAGCCUCAAUUUUCAAAACUGCCCCCUGCAUUGAAGAUCAAGCAUCAGCUUCACCAACAGGAGCUCCAGUCGCAGCUGCCAGGGAGCGAGGGAGAGAGCAAGGGCAGAGGGAAGAACAGGUGGAGCUACGGGGGAAGGGAGGGAGAGGCGGAAGGGGAGGGGGAGCGGGGGAAGAGGAACGGGGCGACUCCGGGAGCCAGUCUCUCUUUCGAUGAAGCCGUAGCGAGGGCCAGGGACAGGCAUUGCAAUCUGAAGGUGUGGAGGAUUCAGGCGUACGGGGAGCAGAGCUCCCUGCAGGCUCUGCCUAAACAGCUCCGCCACUCCCACUGUGACCUCACGGGGCAAGCCCCGCCCAGUCCCAAUCCCCGCCCCUUCCCCAGAGGAGGCGAAGCCAAGAGAAUGAGCUUGCCCAGGAUUGGUCAGAGUGCAAGCUUGCCUGAAACGGAGGAAAUAAUUCAACAGAGGCGCUCUUUUGCUGCUCUGGAUAGUCACAGAGAUAAGGAGAGGGAGAGUGAGUGAGGGAGAUAAAGAUACAUCAUUUAUUUGCACAUCAAUUGUACUGAAGCUGGUUGCUUUGGAUAAUGGGACCUAGUGCGUUUCAAAUAGAAUUAUUAUUAUUAUUAUUAUUUUUUAAUCUUUGUUCACGGGCUUGCUCAGAUUGAUAGCGUUGCCGCGCACACUCUUUUGUUUCGUUCAUUGUAACUUCAGAUGCUGGUUUCAAUGGAGGAGCGUAUCACACUAUACCAGACCAUGGUAACUUCAUUGAUACAGUCUUCUAAUGGUACAAGCGUUUCAGGGAGCUUUACGAAAAUACACAGCGAAUCAAAAGAGCUCUGAACGACUCGCUAGCGAAAAAGGCCAUCUGUUUUAUACCGAAGCAAAUUGUUGGCAACUUAAAAAUAAUAAUAAUAAUAAUAAAUAACAAUAAAAGUUCAUACCACGUCAUUCACUUAAUUCAGUUUACUUUUUAGUUUUUCAUUUGGUUGUUUUGUUGUCUUGAUGUUCAAAUGAAAAUGUAGUUCGAAAACAAAAUGACUUUUUAAAUGGUGUAAAAAUUCAACAUUGGGUGUAUAUAUAUAUAUAUAUAUAUAUAUAUAUAUAUAUAUAUAUAUAUAUAUAUAUAUAUAUAUAUAUAUACAGUGCAAUACAGUUAGGGCAAUUUCUUCAUCUGUGUAAACUGGGAGUUUUUUUUAUUUUUCUUAAAAAUAUUUCCCAACAUAAAACCAAUGUCACCUUACAAUAAUUGAUCUUGAGUUUCAGUGUUUUAAAAUAAAAUAUCAAACAGAACGAAAUUUCAAUGUAACAUUUGUAAUUCAGUAAUAUGAGAGAAUUGGUCAGGGGUCUGAAUACUUUUGCAAGGCACUGUAUAUAUAUAUAUAUAUAUAUAUAUAUAUAUACACACACACAGACACACAAUGUUUCAUUUUUAAAUUAGGAUUCUGUUAUUAAAUACUUUAUUUUAACUGCUUCAGGGUUGCUACAGCUUCAAUGAAUUGAAGAAAAUAAAAAGUCCCUAAUUCUUUCAUAAGCAGAAUAGACGAGACAAGAAGCGCAGUGACUAAAAUAUCAUUCAGAUAAACUCAAUUCAAAUUUCAACUUUUAAACCAGUAUAGAACCAUUAAUAAAUACAUCUCGUUUUAAAUGGGGAUACUGGAAAAUGAAAGAGGCUGUGUGGUCCAGUGGUUAAAGAAACGGGCUUGUAACCAGGAGGUCCCCGGUUCAAAUCCCACCUCAGCCACUGACUCAUUGUGUGACCCUGAGCAAGUCACUUCACGUCCUUGUGCUCUGUCUUUCGGGUGAGACGUAGUUGUAAGUGACUCUGCAGCUGAUGCAUAGUUCACACACCCUGGUCUCUGCAAGGAUAAAGGCGUCUGCUUAAAAAAAUAAAAAGAGACGGCAAGAAAUAACUUUAUAAAAAAUCAACGGCAUAAAAACAGGAUGAUUUAAAAAAUAUCGUUAAAAAAAACAGUGAUUACAAAAUAAGAAUCAUCGAUAAAAUAAAACGAUUGCAGUUUUUGCCGCACGUCAUCCGUUUCAUAGUCAGUAGGCCUGUUUAUAGGAUUCUCAAUACCCUGCUCCGAUUUUAAAAGAAGUGUUUAUUUCUGAGAGAUUUUUUAAGGAGGUGUUGUGAAUUGGCCGUUUUUAUGCGGGAAAGGCAACGAGUUUCGCUUGCUCUGCGAAGGCAUGCUCGCUCACAGUGUGAGAUCUCAGCUGUGGGAUUUUAGAAGCGCAGAAGCGUAGAGUUGCGUGUCUCUGAAGCGCCCCAUCCUCUCCCUUGUUUAGCUCUUCGUGUAUGUAUAUGUAAUAUGAUUUUCAUUAAAGCACGGUGCCUCUGUUGUAGGCUGCUUUGAUUGUAUUGCCCAACGAUGCUAUUGUAAUGGGAAGUAUUCUCUGCGGCACGUGAUGUACUUGGGUUGUAUUGUGAAUUAAUAAAUAAAAUAUCAAAUUUUCUUUUUCA
Acipenser ruthenus (sterlet) is the source of this 6009-nucleotide messenger RNA. Its product is annotated as rho GTPase-activating protein 30-like. NCBI's taxonomy places the organism in Eukaryota, Metazoa, Chordata, Actinopteri, Acipenseriformes, Acipenseridae. The transcript has 14 exons. The record is from RefSeq and is a predicted model, not a curated record. Gene Ontology annotation, biological process: small GTPase-mediated signal transduction. Bases 189 to 4070 code for a protein of 1293 amino acids. Gene Ontology annotation, molecular function: GTPase activator activity.